This is a messenger RNA of Seminavis robusta, 294 nucleotides long. The record is from the annotation of a GenBank genome assembly. Lineage: Eukaryota; Bacillariophyta; Bacillariophyceae; Naviculales; Naviculaceae.
AUGCAACGAGCCUUUCCACAAGAAGGUCAGGGUUGGAGUCACAGAACCGCCGCAAUGGCCUACUUGCUGGGGGCGGGCGUGAAGGAACUGAGCGAACAAGAUGUGACGGAACUGACUCCGACGAUCCAAGCGGCCAUGGAUUACUUUGUGGACAAGGAAACCAAUGCUGUUAAAGAAAACAGCUGCGAAUGUCAAGACGAGAGUGAAUUCAGGGAAGCUCAUCGUAUCAUUGCCACGAAAUUAGGACUGCCAGGUGGUGACAAAAAGAGAAAGGCGGAGGAUUCAAAUCCAUAG